Molecule: messenger RNA, 1056 nt
Organism: Rhizophagus irregularis DAOM 181602=DAOM 197198
Lineage: Eukaryota; Fungi; Glomeromycota; Glomeromycetes; Glomerales; Glomeraceae
Molecular function (GO): oxidoreductase activity
Source: RefSeq, a predicted model, not a curated record
AAAAUCUUUUGUUGUAAAAAAAAGUAUACAAAUAAUAAAAAUCUUAAUCCAAAAUUCGAAAUGAGUUCACAAUUCAAAACUGUAACUAUUGCUGGAGGCACGGGUACUUUAGGUUAUCAUAUUGUUGAGGCCUUUUUGAACGAUGGAUCUUAUAAUGUGAAGGUUCUUCGAAGGAAACCUAAAACCGAAAAUGAGAAAGCUAAAUUAUUAGCUUCUAAGGGCGCAGAAAUUAUAUAUGCAGAUUACGAUCAAAAAGAUGAACUAGUUGAAGUUCUUAAAGGGACAGACGUCGUAAUCAGUGUUUUAAGUUAUAAAAAUACGAAUCUUUACGAAAGUCAGGUUCCAUUGUUGGUUGCUGCCAAAGAAGCCUCUGUGAAGAGGUUCAUCCCAUCCGAAUUUGGUAGCGAGUUUAAAGUCGGAGUUCAUCCAACUCCAGACAAUAAAAUCAAAUUUGAAGAAGAAUUAAUAAAUAGUGGACUUGAAUACACGAUUAUCUUUAAUGGAUUAUUCCAAGAAUACCUUAGCUUUAUUGGAUUUGAUGCCAAGAAUAAAAAAGCUACGUUCUACGCGGAUGGCAAUAAAAAGUUACAUACUACUUCUUUGUCUGAUGUUGGCAAAUAUACCGUAGAGACGCUUAAAAUGCCGGAAGCUCGUAAUGCUGUUAUUAAAGUAGCUGGGGCUACCUUGUCAUUAAAUGAGUACCUUCAAAAGUUUGAAGAAGUUUCUGGCUCAAAAUGGGAAGUUGUUGUAGAUGAAGAAGUAAAACAUAGAUACAAAAACAAGGUCGAACCAAUUCCUUCUCCUGAAGAAAAUUUCAAGGCCACCCUUGUGCAAAACGAACAAUAUAAAGAUUUAGAUAAUGAUAAAUUUAGUUUUACUCCUCGUCCAGUGACCGAAGUUAUCGAAAAAAUCGUGAAACAGGAUGCAUAAUUUUUUUAGAAAUUUCACGACGACAUGCUUUCUAUUUUAAUUAAAUUAUUAUUUUUUGUAUCGUCAGAAUUAACGUGCGUUAUUUGUAUCCAAAAUUCUACCUGAACCUAUUUUUUUUUUUUUUUU